This is a messenger RNA of Aspergillus steynii IBT 23096, 2970 nucleotides long. RefSeq names its product mismatch repair ATPase MSH1. Gene Ontology annotation, biological process: mismatch repair. The transcript has 2 exons. Gene Ontology annotation, molecular function: ATP-dependent DNA damage sensor activity; ATP binding; mismatched DNA binding. The record is from RefSeq and is a predicted model, not a curated record. Bases 1 to 2970 code for a protein of 989 amino acids. Gene Ontology annotation, cellular component: nucleus. NCBI's taxonomy places the organism in Eukaryota, Fungi, Ascomycota, Eurotiomycetes, Eurotiales, Aspergillaceae.
AUGCGCAUUAAUGGCUCCUCCAUCCCUCGGCUGACCUCUUUCCGCUCCUACUCGACGACUGGGAUCGAUGUUUCCCGCUCGUAUCGCCAUGCGCACAGCACGACCAGCUCCUGUGUCGCCCGCCCAUCGCUGCGCGUCGCGACGCCUAUCCCGACAUCCUACGUAACAUUCAGGAGAGGCGCGAAGACAAAAUCGACUGUGAAGCUGAAGGACCUACCGCAAGGCGUGCUUAAAUUGGAGCCGUUUGUCGAUACCGUGGACGAUGCACCGCGCUACCCUACAGUCGUGCAAGGGCACCGAAACAACAUGCAGAAAUUCAAGAACUGUGUGAUCUUGACAAGAGUAGGAGGCUUUUAUGAGCUUUACUUUGAGCAAGCCGAAGAGUUCGCCCCUUUGCUAAACUUGAAGCUUGCUUCGAAGAAGACCAGUGCUGGUCCCGUGCCCAUGGCAGGGUUCCCCUUUUUCCAAUUAGAUCGCUUCUUAAAGACACUCGUGCAGGACCUCAACAAAUACGUAGCAAUUAGCGAGGAGUUUGCCAAUGAGACGGACGACAGGACGCGCUCGGGAGGCCUUCUGUUUGAUCGGAAAGUGGCCAGAAUCAUAACCCCUGGUACACUAAUUGACGAGAAGUUCAUGGACCCUUCGGAGAACAACUUCUUGCUGGCUAUAUACAUCGACAUCCCGGCGCUGCGAACGCAGUUAGAGCAUCACCCUGAUGGAGGCUCAUACCAACAUGUGCUGUCGUCUGCAUCACAGCAUGUAGGCCUGUCCUGGCUAGAUCUCUCGACAGGCGACUUCUUUACACAGUACACCACAGCGCAGUCGCUCCCGUCGGCCAUUGCGAGAAUCGGUGCGCGUGAGAUACUGGUUGACCAAGGCCUUAAGGAUCUGAUUGGACAGGAGUUGCAAUUGCUGAUCGGGCACGACCAGCGUCUGAUGACGCUUUUUCAGUUCCGGGAUGGAAUUUUGCCAAUGGCCCAGUGGGAUUCUAUGUUGGAAGCGCCCAUUGACGCGAAGGCAAUGGAAUCGUUCACCCGAGAGGAAGUGGCUGCCGGUUCAAGCCUCUUGGAGUAUAUCAGAGUGCAGCUUCAAGGGCUAAACAUGAAACUUCAGCCCCCACGCCGUCGCCACUUGAAUGAAUCAAUGAAUAUUGAUCGUAAUAGUCUACGCAGCUUAGAAAUUCUCGAAUCGGCUCGCGAUGGGUUUGGGAAAGGCAGUCUGCUCCAUGCAGUACGCCGUACGUCAACUAAAAGCGGAGCACGUCUCUUGAGAGAUCGCUUGACAUCGCCGUCCACUUCUUUACAGGUAAUCAAUGAGCGACUGGACCUUGUUUCACGCUUAAUCUCUGCCAAUGAGCUGCGUGAUAGCGUAAUGCAGUUACUGAAACGCAGUUACGAUUCUCAACGCUUAGUUCAGAAGUUUACCCUGGGACGAGGGGAUCCCGAUGAUCUGAUAUGUUUGUCUCGGGCUAUUGAGGCAUCGAAAGAGAUCAGGAGCGCCAUGUCUACUUCUAUUCAUAACGACCGCAGUUCCCAAUCCGCCCUCAGCCUCGUGACGAUGGUAAAUCGACUGCACCUGGAUGGACCGUCGGCGCUGGCAGACAGGAUUCUGGCAGCCAUCGACGAAGAAAGUCUUCAGCAGAAGCAGCGAAUCGACGACGACACGGCUGCGGAGGCGGCCUCGCUCGCACAAGAGGUGGCUCUAAACGAGGGCGUGCCGUCGGAUCUAGAAGCGCUGCCGAAGAAAGUGAGAUCCAAAACUGGCGAUCGGUCAAAUGCCGCGACCGACGAGUCAUCUGACGUUGAAUCCUGGAUCAUGAGGCGCGAUGCAAGCCCAGCACUUAGCAAGCUCCAUCAGUCACUGGCGGAAUUGCAGGAUGAGAAAACUACUUUGACCCAGUCACUCCGUGAGGCGGUCGGGUCGUCCGCUUUGUCCCUCAAAUGGACGCCUGGUCUUGGGCAUAUCUGCCAUGUCAAGGGCGCUAAGAUUUCACAGGAGGCAUUGGAGGAACUGGGAGUCACGCGAAAUAUCUCAUCAACCAAGUCUACCCGAUCCUUCUACUUCCCUGCCUGGGCAGAACUCGGCGGACGAACCGAUCAGGUUAAAGUCCAAAUCCGACAAGAGGAGCAAGCAAUCUUCGAGAGUCUACGCCGAGAGGUGAUAUUGAACCUUGUGAAGAUCCGACGCAACGCCGCAGUAAUGGACGAGCUGGACGUUGCGUGCUCCUUCGCGACUUUGGCAGAAGAGCAGCAUCUCGUCCGGCCCAUUCUCACAGAUAGCACCAACCACAAGAUUGUGGGUGGACGACAUCCGACGGUUAAGCUCGGCCUUGAGGAGCAGGGGCGUCGCUUCGUCAGCAACGACUGCUUUUUAGGCAGGAUGGAACGCAUCUGGCUCAUAACGGGGCCGAACAUGGCCGGCAAAAGCACAUUCCUCCGGCAGAACGCAUUGAUCACCAUUCUCGCACAGGUUGGGUCGUUCGUGCCCGCCGAGUAUGCAGAGAUCGGGAUCGUCGACCAAAUCUUCAGCCGGAUCGGGGCCGCCGACGACCUCUUCCGGGACCAGUCGACGUUCAUGGUCGAGAUGCUCGAGACGGCCACUAUCCUGAAGCAGGCCACGCCUCGCUCCUUCGUGAUCAUGGACGAGGUCGGGCGCGGGACGACGCCGGAGGACGGAACGGCGGUGAGCUUCGCGUGCCUGCAUCACCUGCAUUACCGCAACCAAUGCCGCACACUGUUCGCGACCCAUUUCCACACCCUUGCAGACCUGACGCAAGACUUCGGGGCGCUGGGCCGAUACUGCACGGACGUUAAGGAAACGCCCUCGGGGUCAUUCUCAUUCGUCCACCGACUCCGCAAGGGGGUCAAUCGCGAGUCCCACGCCUUGAAGGUGGCCCAGCUGGCAGGUCUACCCUCGGAGACCAUCGAUAUGGCCCGGGCCGUCCGACAAAGCAUACAGGGAAGCUGUUGA